AAAUAUGAAUUGGGAAUUGAACAAAACAAUAGAUAGAAUGGGCUACAGCGGUACCCAAUCUUGAGGUAGCCCUUACCGAAACAGCCGUAACGUACUAUAUAACUGGUAAUGUCUCCCACUUGGUGGGCUAAUUGUCUCGACCCUGUAAUAGCCAUCUACCAUCCUCUACGACUUAUUUAUAAACAUGCUGUGGACAGCCAUGAGAUCUGCAACCACCCUCGUAGAAAAAUAAUUAAACUAUACACUCCAAUAUUUGGUGAUGAGAUGAUAGAAUCGUACCAGAUGGCGGCUAAAAACAGUGUUUGUUUAUGUAGAAAUUAGAAUGUUUAUGACCCUCAAAUCAGCUGGAUCACUCAGAUCACACUCAUUGAAGAGGGUCUCACCUGGCACUUCGAUCCCAUUGUUCUAAAUGGUUAAGGUCAUCUUCAUUGAUCUAUAUUCUGCGGCGACAAUACUGCAAUCAUCCUGCGUUUGUUU
Molecule: messenger RNA, 477 nt
Organism: Yamadazyma tenuis ATCC 10573
Lineage: Eukaryota; Fungi; Ascomycota; Pichiomycetes; Serinales; Debaryomycetaceae
Source: RefSeq, a predicted model, not a curated record